AUGGAGGACCUGUGUGUGGAGUCUUUUCAAGAUUACCUGUCAGACGAAAAUUGUAUUGAACGCAACAAUCUGCACAACGAUUACGAGCGGUUUAGAAGACAGAGUUCGUCGGAUCUUUAUGACACAGACAACCAGACCACCGGCAUCUACUCCCAACCGGGACGACCGGACUUCAAUACUACCAAGCUCGACCGCGCCGUUAUCGAUCGCAUGAAUUCGGCCUCCCCUGCCCUGAAGAAAGGCCACCACCAUGUGGCAGCUGUCGACAUCUGCCAAAUCUGUGAAGAAGAUAAGUGUGCUUACUGUGACGUAGAAUACGAUGAAUUCCAUAACGACGACAAGAACGACGACAGCCGGUUUCGCAUGCACCAUCGGAAGUUUCCAUGCUGCCGAACCCAGAAGUCCUCGUCGCACAAAAGCCAUAAGCCGUCUAGAACGCCAUCGUAA
This is a messenger RNA of Dibothriocephalus latus, 447 nucleotides long. The record is from the annotation of a GenBank genome assembly. NCBI's taxonomy places the organism in Eukaryota, Metazoa, Platyhelminthes, Cestoda, Diphyllobothriidea, Diphyllobothriidae.